Plasmodium knowlesi strain H is the source of this 1203-nucleotide messenger RNA. Its product is annotated as N6-adenine-specific methylase, putative. The coding region runs from base 1 to 1203 and encodes 400 amino acids. The transcript has a single exon. NCBI's taxonomy places the organism in Eukaryota, Apicomplexa, Aconoidasida, Haemosporida, Plasmodiidae. Gene Ontology annotation, biological process: rRNA methylation. Gene Ontology annotation, molecular function: methyltransferase activity. The record is from RefSeq and is a predicted model, not a curated record.
AUGAGCCCGUCAAUAUUUGUGGCAUUGAAGUUCCUUUUGAUUGGCACAUUUUAUUUUCUCCAAAAUGGUAGUAUAAAAUUUGGCCACGCGUGGUGUGUGAGGAAUGCAUAUUUGAGAAAUGAGCAGGUGAACGGCAAAGGUAGAAAUGUGUUUGGCGCAGGAGGACUGUGUUAUCUGACCGGAAUACGAGGCAUCUCCUGGGGGGGUAAAACAGACCAAGCGAGAAGGAACAUUCGUCAUGUGUGUAGAAGGGGAAGGGGAAAUGUGGUUGUUGUAGAAGCAAUGAAGGAAGAAGAGGGCCAAGGAGAGGAUCACCCGGGAGAGAAUAAUACUAAAUUGGAAGAUCCCACAAACCUGGGGGAAGUAUCCACGCAGAAGAAGAGAACGAAAAGAGAAAUAAAAAAGGACGAGUAUGGAAUCCCGCAGGAAAAGCUAAACAUAACAAGGCAAAUGAACAGCAAAAUAAAAUCCAAGUAUAAAUUCUGCAAAGUAAAGACAUACAGGGAAACUAUAAAUAUAAAUUACAAAAAGAAGAAAAUUUUAAGCAUUCAUGAAGGGAAAUUUAAAAAUAGAAGGAUAUACUCACCUGAUACUUACACGAGGCCAAUGAUGAGCAAAGUGAAGGAAUCUUUAUUUAGCAUUUUGUCCCACUUGGGGAUAUUCAGUAAUUCCACCAUGAACGUUUUGGACGUGUUUAGUGGAAGUGGUAACCUGGGCAUCGAGUGCAUUUCAAGAGACAUAGCUCACGUAACCUUCGUAGACUUAUCACUGAAUAGCUGUAAAACUAUUUACGAAAAUUUAAAACUCUGUAAUAUUAACCUUUCGUACAAUCAAAUAAUAAGGGCAGAUGCAAUGGAGUUGUUAAAAAAUCCUUUGAAGUUUCACAUCGGAGAGAAAUUUCACUUAGCUUUUUUUACUCCACCGUAUGAACAAAUUGUAUACAGUGAGUUGAUACAAAAUAUUUCCAGCAGUGAGCUCUUCGACCGUGAUAGUCUUGUGUUUAUUGAGUAUCCGAAGGAGAUUGAGAUGUUGCCCCAGCGGGUGUACAAUAUGAUAGGAUUAAGGAAUAGAAAAUUUGGAAGAACCUACUUUGCUUUGUACGUUCUGAACAGUUCAGGUAAAUAUCUUUCUGCUGAAAGGAAGGAUGAAUUUUACCCGCUCCAUUAUAAUCGUAAGCAGCGCAGACAGGAAAAAUAUCUUUAA